This is a messenger RNA of Lagopus leucura (white-tailed ptarmigan), 5026 nucleotides long. RefSeq names its product leucine rich repeat containing 32 (gene LRRC32). NCBI's taxonomy places the organism in Eukaryota, Metazoa, Chordata, Aves, Galliformes, Phasianidae. The transcript is spliced from 3 exons. Gene Ontology annotation, molecular function: protein binding. The coding region runs from base 406 to 2433 and encodes 675 amino acids. The record is from RefSeq and is a predicted model, not a curated record. Gene Ontology annotation, cellular component: extracellular matrix.
GAAGCGUAAUCACCAGCUGAGAAACUGCAGGAAAUAAGCCAAGGUUGAAUGAACGAAAUGGAAAAUAAAGAGUAGCGCAAGAGGACACACACAUUUUAAAACUAUUACGGAGGUAUGCGUUCACGUGCUCAUGGGAGCCUGGGAAUAUAUAAGAGCUCAUGACUGCGAAGGAAUGAAUUCAAGGACCGGUCUAUGGGGAGCGUGUUUUGUUUUUUUUUUUUUUCCCUGUGACUUCAAACUUCUCUCCGAGCUCACAGAGUUUUAGUCAGCUGGCAUGCAACAGAGGUACGACUUCCCCAAGGAAACUCUUCCCCGGCUCGCGCUGGGACGGCUGCUGGGAGCGUCCGGGAGGCAGAAAACUGCAGGCAGAGGCGAAUCCUCCUCCUCAGACCCCACAUCAGAACCAUGAGACUAUACAUUGUCUUCCUCCUGUCAGUGGUGAAUGGAGGGAUGUCCAAUCAUCAGCCUGCUGAGGGGAUGCCCUGUGAAAUGGCAAACUUGCAGGCAUUUUGCCACAACAAAGACCUUCACCAAAUCCCUCAUGAGCUCCAUCCAAAUGUAAACAAGAUAGAUCUAUCUGGAAAUCUGAUACAAAGCAUCCCUGAAAUGCCUUUGCCCCUCUACACUUCCCUCCAGUGCCUCGAUUUAAGCUCCAACCAGAUAAGCUUCAUCACGCCUGGAGUCUUUGCACACAUGACAAGUUUGCUGGAAAUAAAUUUAGCUAAUAACAACUUGUAUGAGCUUGCUCAGAUUGGGACAGAAGGGAUUGGACUUUUACCCAAGGUGGAGAUACUGGACUUGUCUCACAACAGUCUCUACAAUGGGAUGGCUGAAUAUUUCAUUAAACAGGCUCCAGCACUGCGCUAUCUUUCACUGGCAGGUAACAGUAUUAUAAUGAUAUCACACAAGAUGUUUCAGGGAUCUCCCAGUCUUGUGGAAAUAGAUCUUCAGAGUAAUAUCAUCAUGGAAAUUGAAGAAGGUGCUUUUGAGACUCUACUGAAUCUUUCCAGACUGAAUCUCUCCAUGAAUUCAAUUACUUGCAUCUCUGAUUUUAACCUCAGGCAGUUGGAGAUACUUGACCUCAGCAGGAACAGCAUUGAAUCCUUCCAUACCACAGCAUCAGAUGACGAGUACAGCUUAAGAUGCCUGGAUCUGAGUGAAAACAAACUGCUUCGCUUCCCAGUCUUCCCUCAGGUGAACAAGCUGGUAACUCUGAAUUUAUCAAAGAAUUUAAUUCAGCUCACAGCUGAAUCCUCUCAUAAUAAAAUGGACUACAUGGAGAAUGAAUGGUUAGAUGCUCCUUUUCAUCUUCUUGAUCAGAAGCAAAGCAGAAACAAAAGUUCUCUUAAUUUAUCCCAACUUGUAUACCUAGACUUAAGCUACAAUGAAAUCAAAUCCAUUCCGGAUGAGUUCUUCGAAUCCAUGAUGUCUCUUCACACCCUUAACCUCAGUAAAAACUGUCUACAGACUUUUGAAGUAACUUCUGACAGUACAUUGGUCUCCUUAACUGUCCUCGAUUUGAGCUACAACGCUUUGCAGAGCCUCCUCCUACAUGCUGACACACUGUGGAAUUUGAAGGAGCUCUAUAUUCAAAACAACCAUCUUCAAACCCUCCAAUUUGACAUUUUCUCAAGACUUCCAAGCCUCAGAUGGCUCAAUCUACAGAGCAACAACAUCACUCUUUGCAGCAUGUACUCAGGAUUAGCAAAGCAAAGACUCGCCGGAGAGGAAAAUGGUUGCAUAUCAUUUGUUGAUGCUCCUGCUCUUCAGCACUUGUUUCUAGCUGACAACAUGCUGAGCAUCCUACCAUCACACACUUUCUUCAAGACUUCCCUGAUUUUCUUGGAUCUUUCCAUGAACCCGGGGUUGACAAUUGAAGUUAAUGCGCUAUCCGGACUGGAACAGUCACUUGAAUACUUGCAUUUACAUGGCAAUAGCCUGAUAGAAUUAAAUAUCGACUUGCCUUGUUUUAGUCACCUUAGACACUUAAACCUCUCUGAAAAUCAGCUGAGUUGGCUGCCCAAGUGGGGCAGUGGCUCUCCACUGGAAGUUCUGGACCUACGGAACAAUAGGUUUAGUACAUUACAGAACAGCAAUAUUUUAGCAUUAGAAAAUUCUCUUAAAAACUUGUAUCUCACUGGUAACCCACUCAACUGCUGUGGGAACAUUUGGCUGUCAUUGAUGAUCCAGAACAAAAAUGUCCAGAUCUCGAACAUAGAGCAUCUAACGUGCCAAUACACCCAGAACUUUGGAUACCAGGAGGAAAUGCACAUUGGGAACAUCAAACCAGAAGACUGUGAAAAAGAGGAUCUAAAGAAAAUCAACUUCCUUAUUAUAUUAACAGUUGUGUUGGUUUUAUCCGUGAUCAUCAUCGCUGUGGGUUCGUUCUUUUGCUUUCGCAGGCAGACCUUCAGUCAACAGUUUAAAGCAUAGCACAGAGAUUGCCUUGAAAACCGAAGAAAUCAGGUGCUACACUGCCGCCGUGUAGAAAUGAAGAGUAAAAUUCUUCUCCUUGACUUUUAACUGUGGAUUUUAAGGCAGUUUCACAGCUCCCCUGAACUACCCCACUAUAGGGUUGCAGGGAAUUAAGGGAGAGUUUACCACAUUCUGCAUUUGCUUUGUUCACAAGCAGACCUGCCUAAAUGUUCACAGAGCUGUAGUAGACUCUGUAAAGCCCUGUGGUUGUGAGGGAGAUGUGAUUUAAACCAGACCAAAAGAGAAAGCCCUCUAAAUCAGGAGACAUUUCGCUAAACUCAGAGAUGCUUUGUUGAUGUCACCUCCAUAGAGAGGCUUCAUAUAUACAUAUAUAUACAUACAACACUAUAGAUAUCCAUAGUGUUAUAGCAAUCACUUUUUUUUAUGCCAGUUGUUGAUGACAUCAGCUGAAUAGGAAAGCCCUUCUCAAACUAGUUUAACUCUAUGAGAUGUUACUCCUUACACUGAGAUUUGUGUGUGUGUAUGUGGUUUUUUUCUCCAAAAAACCUCAGAAAUGAGAUCUCCUAAACAUUAAAAUGAAAUCACAAAAUCACCAGGACAGCCCAAAGCAGGAUCUUUCACUGUAACAGAAAUCUCAGGUGUGAACCCAGACUUGCUCAGAAGGUCGCAGGUCCACAGUUCAACUCAAAGAGGAGAAAUUUGCCUCUCUUGUGCAAUACAUAUUUAACUGGGUUUAAUGUGAAGAAAUUCAUCUCUGGGGUGGACACUUUCUAAAAGAAAAGUCUUAGAGAAUGAAUUUCAAUCGGCUAUCUUUGGACUGAAAUGUUUGUAUUUCUAAGGAAAACUGUUGGGAACUCACUGCAUACAGUUGCAUUUCAAUGCAAAAAGAUGAUGAUUAUAUAUCUAUUUUUAAAGGUCACAGGAGGCUAGACAUGUUUUAAACACAAAAGUGUGAAACAAGGUGCAGGGAACUGAGUCCUGGGCCAUUAUUCAGAUCAAAGGUCCACUAUCUUUCCCUACUGAGGACUGGUUGCUAGCAGAAGUCUGUAGAUCUUCAAUCUGUGAUGGGUUUAAUAUGAUCAACCUGUUGUGUUGCUAAAAGCAGACACUGACAUAUGUUAUGUCCUGUACUCUGAUGGCAGAUUCACCCUUUUGGAUUGGAAAAAAAAACACUUUCCAACAGCAGGAGCCUGACCUAUCUACGGGACCCAGUGACUUUGAAAGGAGCCACAAUGGGUUCUCUGUUAAUGCCAGGAAAUGUGCAUUUCAGCACAUAAGAGAAGUAAAAGUCAAACCAAAACCUGUUCAGGUAAAUAACUCAGAGUCAAAUUGCUGCUCCACUACUUUUUUCUUCGUGCUGGUGAAUGUCAAAAUUAACACACUACAGAAAGAUGUAUAAUUCUAUUUUUAAAGCAGAUGUGUAAGUAACCAGCUGGUCAUUUCUGUUGUGGGAUUUUAUACAAUAAAAACACCUUUGAAUUUUGUAAAAUACACAGGGAAGUGAAGAUAUUAAAGCACCAGCUUGGAAUACUCCACAGGUGAAAAGUUAUGUCUUCCUAUUCUUUCUAUGGUGUUCAGACUUUAGGUCUAUGACUUCCAAUCCCAGAUGGGAUAUAUCUUAAGAGUACAACCAAUGAACGUAAAGGAGAUCUGAUGAAGAUGUACACAAAUGAUGUUGGAAUAAUGAUGUUGGCAAAGCUACUUGGCAGGGCCAUGCCACAGUGGUUCAAUAUGUGCGAAUCACAAAAUCACUGAGUCACAGAAUCACAGGUUGGUUGAGAUUGGAGGGGCUCAUCUGGGCUAAUCCCCUUGUUCAAGUAGGGACAUCAAGAACACAUUGCUCAGGACAACGCUCAAACAGUGAAAAGCCAAUGAGAGCCAGCACUGUGCUUUCUUUCAAGCUCUUACUCUUUCAGGAGAAAGUUUGCACAAGCAACAAUCCCUGGGCUUAGUUGGAAUCCCAGUGCUGCAGUCCUUGAGCUUUUCCUUUGAUGUGAAAGCAAGCUGUGCUGUGUGCCCCGACAUGGGCAAUUUAGCCAUAUUCUGAGUUCAUGCUUUUCUUAUUGAGCACAGUAAGAUAACAUCUGCUUCUGAGGCACAGUCUUAGCUCGACUGCCAUGACUGGAAUUAGUUAAUAACCUGACGACAGAGCCAAACCCAUUUAAUUAACAGUUUUAACACUGCUUUUUUUUGGCUGUACCAAAAGGAAGUGCUUGUUAUUACUAAACAUCUGGGACCAAUUAGGCUUCCAUUGACUUCCAUGGGAGCAGAAAAGCUUUCUCGAGGAAUAGGCCCCAGGAGUAACGUGCAGCAUGGCUCAUUUGGAUUUCUCUGUUAGCAACAUAAGCAAGUGAGAAGUGACAUGAGCCUGUUCUUGCCAAUUUGGUUAUUUUAAAUGGGAUGAGGAGUGUGAGGGAAAGGAAAUGUGAAUAAAGGAGUUAGAAGAGGGAAAAUUGGGAGAAAUUGAAGAAUUCAAUGCUCUUAUUCCUCGAAAUAGGGGUACAGAUAUGUUAGCCCCAAAUCUUGAAGCUCAAACAUUAAAGUAUCUGUUCCUGCUCCAAAUCUAGCUAUUACUCUUACAUUACACAUU